UUCAUCUCCAGUCCAGGCUUUCUACCUCCCCUGUCUCAACUCUCGAAACUCUCGUCCUCCUCGCACGACCACCACUCAGACCUCCACGCACGACCGCCACUCCGACCACCACGAGCGACGCUCCGGCCUCCAGGCUACCCGACCGACGACCGAGGUAAUUUGAUGAAUGGACUUUUGAAGGAGAGCGGUUUUGGAGUCGGAUGAGUUGGUUGAUGCUUGUUUUGUUUGCUGCGUUGUUGAUUUUGGUGUUGGAUUGGAUGAGAUGGUGGCUGUGGCCAGAUGUCUUCACUCGCCAAUUACGGAGGCCCUAAAGUUGAAAGUGAAAAUGGGAAAGCGAUGCCUACGACUAUCUCAACUCCUCUGUCUGCUAGUGGAGCGUCUCUGAUUCUAAUUCCUAGCCUGACCCAAAACUAGCUCAUUAUUCGCAAUUAGUCACGACUGCUUCAAGAGUAUAAGCUGUUGCUGUUGAGUGAUAAUUGGAAAGUAGAGCUAUGCAGAACGGCAGUUCUCAAACACCUCGGGUUUGGCAUCGUCGGCGUUCCAAUGAGGUUGUUCAAGAAGCUAGUAAAGCAAAUGAAACCCAUUUGCUUGUUAAUGAUCAAAGUAAGUACCAGUCGAUGUUGGUCCGGGCUUACUCAUCUGUUUGGAUGAUUGGGGGAUUUGUGUCAAUUAUUGACAUGGAUCACCUUUACAUCACUGCCAUGAUUGUUGUUAUACAAAUUUUUAUGGCAAGAGAACUCUUCAAUCUACUGAGGAGAGCCCAUGAAGACAGACUUCUCCCAGGAUUUAGGAUGUUGAACUGGCACUUUUUCUUCACGGCGAUGCUAUUUGUGUAUGGACGCAUUCUCAGUCAACGACUUGUCAACACUGUGACAUCGGAUAAGGUUUUAUAUCAGCUUGUCAGCAAACUUAUCAAGUAUCAUAUGAUUGCCUGUUAUUCCUUGUACAUUGCAGGCUUUGUGUGGUUCAUCCUUACUUUAAAAAAGGGGAUGUACAAGUAUCAAUUUGGCCAGUAUGCUUGGACACACAUGAUUCUCAUUGUGGUGUUUACUCAGUCAGCUUUAAUUGUUGCCAACAUCUUUGAGGGAAUAUUCUGGUUUCUUCUUCCUGCAACGCUUAUUAUAAUCAAUGAUAUUGCCGCAUAUUUCUUUGGCUUUUUUUUUGGAAGAACCCCAUUGAUCAAGUUGUCUCCAAAGAAAACUUGGGAGGGAUUUAUAGGAGCAUCUUUUACUACUAUGAUCUCUGCGUUUGUGCUUGCAAAUAUUAUGGGCCGUUUCCAGUGGCUGACAUGUCCAAGGAAGGAUUUAUCUACCAGUUGGCUUCAGUGUGAUCCUGGUCCAUUAUUCAGGCCAGAGUAUUACACUAUACCCAAAUGGUUUCCUGAAUGGUUUCCUUGGAAAGAGAUGGCAGUAAUGCCAGUUCAAUGGCAUGCUCUCUGUCUUGGUCUAUUUGCAUCAAUUAUAGCACCUUUUGGAGGAUUCUUCGCAAGUGGUUUUAAACGUUCUUUUAAGAUUAAGGAUUUUGGUGACAGUAUUCCAGGACAUGGUGGUAUAACAGAUAGAAUGGAUUGUCAGAUGGUGAUGGCUGUGUUUGCAUAUAUCUACCAUCAAUCAUUUGUAGUGGGCCAGAACUUGAUGGUCGAAACGAUCUUGGAGCAGAUCCUAAUGGACCUUACUCUCGAGGAGCAGCAAGCCCUGUUCAUAAAGCUUGGGCAAAUUCUCAACGAGAGGAUGACCGCACCAUCAUAAGUGUGCAUUACAGCAGUAUGCAACCAACUUUUCUUUGUCAACUCAUUGUCAUCCAUUGGCUUUGAGCAUAUCAUGCCCGCAGGAGCUCAGUGACAAAAGGACUCUACAUGUGCUGUUGUUUCUGUCUGUUUUUUGCAGCAUUCGCGACUGCAAGGGAGGCUAUUUGUUGGAUGAAUGUUUUGUACAGCGUACACAAACCAAUCAUGCAGGUGAAGUCUCAAUCGGUCAUAUUGGUCUGUGAUA
Molecule: messenger RNA, 1991 nt
Organism: Syzygium oleosum
Lineage: Eukaryota; Viridiplantae; Streptophyta; Magnoliopsida; Myrtales; Myrtaceae
Product: phosphatidate cytidylyltransferase 1-like
Exons: 14
Coding region: 492-1748 (418 amino acids)
Cellular component (GO): endoplasmic reticulum membrane
Molecular function (GO): phosphatidate cytidylyltransferase activity
Source: RefSeq, a predicted model, not a curated record